CUGGAAAACAGUGUUUGUGGGUGCCAUCUCUCAGUUCUGGCAGCUGAGAAACCUGAUGUUCAUCUUCCCCCUCUGUCUGUAGAACAGCUGGCUGUUAAUGUGUAGCAUCUCUCUAUUCCAGAAAACAGCAGUCUACUCAUAUGUGGAACUUCAGUGCUCAUUCAAUUAGAUCUUUACAAGUGGGAUAUUGCUAUUCCAGGAUGCUAGAGACCUGAGAUCUAUGUGCAUUAGCGUAAGAUUACAUAUAGACAGUGGGAUGUCAAGUAGCCACUACCUAUGUCACCAGUGGUAGUUGUCAUCUGACACCCAGCCAAUUCUGGGCAAGGCCCCCUCUGAUGCCCAUACCAAAUUACCAACAUAUUCUGCCUGCCCACAGCCUACCUAUGUGGUGUUUCCCUCUGCAGCACGCAGCCUUCUAACCUACCUGGUUCUUUCCUGGCAAGUGCCAUUACCUGUAGGGUAUGUGGGGCAUUCAUUGCCAUCCACCCCUCAUUCUAAAAGCUUCCUCCUUCUAUUCCAGCCUCAGUUUCUCCUCCUUUGUCUUUGGUCCUGGUAGUGCUGGAGAUAAGCCAAUGAUGUAUUCCCAAACUUCAGUCAAAUGCCUUUGUCAGCACACUUGAUACUACAUUCCCAAAAAACUAGACUGAAUACAAUUCAGAUCUGCAUCCCCCACAUUUUGUCUUCACUGUCUAUGAUCAGUUAAUAUGCAAGCCAGGGCAGUACGAUAUGGAGAGCAAGCUGUUGCCCAUGCAGUAGCCACCACCCCCCCCCCCACCCCACCUCCCCACCCUCCAUGCAGCUGAUGAAUCCAGAGGAAUGGCAGAGAGGGCUUCAGUGUGACUCAAGCUCCAGAUUUUUCCUUGGGGUUUACUCUGGAAGCCCUCCCCAUGAGUGGGUAUAGAUCAGAUUUCCUUCUCCUAGAUGAGCUGUCAACCAUGGCUGACAAACCCCAUCUGCCCGAAGCGACCGGUUUUAAGGCGCCAGGAACCCACAUUUGCCCCUUUUCUUAUCAGUAGUAACUGUUCUGUUGGGCUUAGUAGCUAAGCCACAUGUAAAGGCCAGGAGCUGGACUUGGUUGUCAGAGGCUAUUUGAGACUCAUGCCAUUGGGAACAUUUAAUAGAUAGUGAGAGCUUAUCCCUACUACCCGCCCCAGCUAUGACAACCUUAAGGAACCUAAAUUAAAAACUGGAUUGAUAUAUGGGCUUUAUGGGGACUUGUUUGUGGGAUAACCAUAAGACCAUAAGGUAUAGGGCAGAAGUGUAGGCCAUUCAGCCCAUUGAGUCUGCUCCACCAUUCAAUCAUGGGCUGAUCCAAUUCUUCGAGACAUCCCCACUCCUCUGCCUUCUCCCCAUACCCUUUGAUGCCCUGGCUAAUCAAGAACCUAUCUAUCUCUGCCUUAAAUGCACCCAAUGACCUGGCCUCCACAGCCGCUCGUGGCAACAAGUUCCACAGAUUUACCACCCUCUAACUAAAGUAAUUUCUCCACAUCUCCGUUCUAAAUGGACGUCCUUCAAUCCUGAAGUCAUGCCCUCUUGUCUUAGACUCCCCUACCAUGGGAAAUAACUUUGCCAUAUCUAAUCUAUUCAGGCCUUUUAACAUUCAGAAUGUUUCUAUGAGAUCCCCCCUCAUUCUCCUGAACUCCAGGGAAUACAGCCCAAGAGCUGCCAGACGUUCCUCAUAUGGUAACCCUUUCAUUACUGGAAUCAUUCUCGUGAAUAUUCUCUGAACCCUCUCCAAUGUCAGUGUAUCCUUUCGAAAAUAAGGAGCCCAAAACUGCACACAAUACUCUAAGUGUGGUCUCAUGAGUGCCUUAUAAAACCUCAACAUCACAGCCCUGCUUGUAUAUUCUAGAUUAUGAGAACACUCAGUCCUCUUUUGUCAUUUAGAAAUGCAUACAUGCAUUAAGAAAUGAUACAAUGUUCCUCCAGAGUGAUAUCACAGAAAACAGGACAAACCAAAGACUAACACUGACAGAACCACAUAACUAUAACAUAUAGUUACAACAGUGCAAAACAAUACCAUAAUUUGAUUAAAAAACAGACCAUGGGCACAGUUUAAAAAAAAGUCUCAAGUCCUGAUUGACUCCCGAGUCCCCGAUAGCAGGCGGCAAAAGGGAGAAACUCCCUGCCAUAAAACUCCAAGGCACCGACAACUGUCAAUGCCUUGGAAGCACCUGACCACAGCCAACACCGAGUCCGUCCAUCCAAAAACUUCAAGCCUCCGAGCAGCCCCUCCGAUACAGCCUCCCUAGCGCCAUCCUCUGCUGAGUGCCUUCGACCUAGCCCCAGCCGCCGAAACAAGCAAAGCCGAGGAUUCAAGGCCUUCUGCUCCGGAGAUUCCGGUUACCACACAGUAGCAGUGGCAGCGAAGCGAGCAUUUCAGAAGUUUCUCCAGAUGUUCCUCCGUACUCUCAUGCAUGUCUGCAUCAAAUCAGAAUUGUGCACAGUCUGCUACUUGACAAGAUUACAGAUAUCAUUCACCGGAGAGGCCGUGCGCGCUGCGUCGCGCCGCCAUCUUCUAUACCUCUAGAAACGAAUGCCAACAAUGUAUUCUCCUUCUUCACCACCGACUCAGCCUGGAGGUUUAAUGAAAUUGUUUUCAAAUUUUGUUUAAAAAUUCAGCGACUAUAGGUGAAGCAGGAAGUCGAUGUUGCUUAACAAAUAGGAAAGUUACAAGAAUUAUAGAAAUGGAACAGAUGGCAGUGAGCACUUCUGCAUAUCAUCUUGAAGAUGAUGAAUUUGACAGAAAUUGUCCAAGGAUAUGUGGAGUUUGUGGGGACAAAGCAACUGGUUUCCAUUUCAAUGCUAUGACAUGUGAAGGCUGUAAAGGCUUCUUCAGGAGAAGCAUGAAGAAAAAGGCACAUUUUACCUGUCCCUUUAAUGGCAGUUGUUCAAUUACAAAGGAUAAUAGAAGGCACUGCCAAGCAUGUAGACUGAAGCGGUGCCAAGAUAUUGGCAUGAUGAAAGAAUUCAUUUUAACAGAUGAAGAAGUUCAGAGGAAAAAGGAGAUGAUUUUAAAACGGAAAGAAGAAGAAGCCAUAAAGGAGGCUAAAAAACCAAAGUUGUCAGAUGCCCAAGAAAAACUGAUUGCCUCGUUGGUUGAAGCGCACCAUAAAACAUAUGAUACAUCGUAUUCGGACUUUAACCAUUUCAGACCACCGGUACGGGCUCCAUCUGCAAUGGAAGCUUCUGGAGAGUCCUUUUCUAUUGAGCCACCACAGGAUCUCUGCUCUGAAAAUUCAUUAUCUUCGUUUAACUCAUCAUCUUCAGAUGGUUGCAGCCUAUCCAUAGGUACGUCUCAGCUAGCAAGGUCACCUUCCUCCAUUUUUGGGAUAUAUGAUGAUGAUGGUAGAAAUUCCAAGAUUAAAGAGCUCACCAUGCUGCCUCAUCUGGCUGACCUUGUCAGUUACAGCAUACAGAAAGUCAUCGGCUUUGCAAAGGCCAUCCCUGGAUUCAGGGAAUUGUCUGCGGAUGACCAAAUUUCCCUUCUGAAGUCAAGUGCAAUUGAAAUUAUUAUGCUGCGAUCAAACCAAUCCUUCUCAUUGGACGAUAUGUCCUGGAACUGUGGAGAUGAUUUCAAAUAUAAUGUAAAUGACGUCACCAAAGCUGGUCAUUCAAUGGAGUUGCUGGAGCCACUGGUAAAAUUUCAGGUUGGCCUAAAGAAUCUAAAUUUGCAUGAACAAGAACAUGUUCUACUCAUGGCCAUCUGCCUCCUUUCACCAGAUCGUCCUGGAUUACAGGACCGUGCUCAAGUGGAGCAUAUUCAAGAUAGGCUGUCUGAGACCUUGCAGAUGUACAUUCGGGUCAAGCAUCCAUCCCCUAGUAAUCGGUUGUUGUAUCCAAAGAUGAUCCAGAAGCUGACAGACCUCCGGAGCCUGAGUGAGGAGCACUCCAAACAGUACCAGUUUCUGUCUUUUAAUCCUGCACAUACCAUGCAACUCACACCACUUUUGCUUGAGGUCUUUAAUAAAGAAGAAGAGAAGUGAAUCACUUUCUUUCAUUUCUAACUUACUUGGUUUGCACAGGGUAGCAGGCUUGGUGGUGCAUCCACAGCAUUUCCUUUGAAAACUAAGAAUCCAGUCAUUAAAUAUGGUACUGAUUAAGCAAUUCUAAAUUAUUAAACCACUGACUUAAAGAGAGAAGAGGUGGGGUGGUAUUUGCAAAGUUCUGAAAUAAUUGCCACCUGCACAGAUGCUGUACAAUGUAAACUCAAUAAUAAUGGUAGAUUUCUCCCUCACUGAUACAUACUUUUUACAUGCGACUAUACAAGAGCAAUGAUAGGAAAUAUGGUAAAUAUUGAUUUAUUAUUGUAUAUAAGCUACAUGCAUCUGAUAUGUUAACUAGCCACAAUAUGAAUACUGUGACCCAUCAUUGCUUGCAGCACGUAACAAGUAUGUGCAGUUAUUACAAGGGAAAAGUUUACCAUUAAAUGAAAAGAAACCUGCAGAUGCUGGAAAUCUGAAAUAAAACUAGAACCUGCUAGAAGUACUCAGCAGGUCGGGUAGCAUUAUUCUUCAGAACAAUAAAAAAAAACAUUUUUUGCUAGCCUUGGCUAUGUUGCCCAUAAACUUUAGAAAGGAAAGACUUUUUACAGUUACAUUCUUAAUAUUUAACUUUUUAGAAAUCCCGAAACAUAAGUUAGAUUCAGAGGAGGCAAUUUUCCUUCUCAAAGACAAGAGAACCAACAUUGUCCAUCCCUUAUUCAGUACAAACUACUACAAAUAUCAAGUGCAGCUUUGGAAGCUUGUACUAUUUCUAAAUGCCAGCAAAAAAAAAAUACCUACCUCUUGGUCUCCAAGUGUUAGGACAUGUUGGUCACUGGUGAUGACUGAAAGUAAACUGAUGUAGUAAUUGUUAUAAUCUGCACUUCUGAAGUCCAACUUAAAAUAUAGUUAUAUAAUGUAUAAUUUUUUAAAAGAUAUUUCUAAUACUUAAUUGGGGAGUUGCGGCUGAAAUCUUGGGAGGCUCUGAAUGUCCUCUCAGGUCACCAGUAUUUCUACACACCCUUGGGAAGAAGGGCUGAGUUUUCAUCAACUUUUUCACAAAACUAGAUGUACACUUUCAUCAAAUCUGGAUCAUAUAUCACAUGAUGCCAAACACUCUCUUAUUUUUAUGAUUUCUAUUUAAAAUUUUCAGUUUAGAUUUUCCUGCUUUUCAAGAAUGUAUCCUGUGAAUGUUGGUUUUUAAACUCAGAGAUUUUUGUGUUCAGUUCCUGCUUUGUACUGAAUUAGUUAAUCCACUUAUGGUAGGGGCAUUUGGUCUUAACACCUUCAGCUGAAAGAGAGGUAAACAAUAAUGUCUGCUCCUGAUAAGUGUAGGUCCAGCUGGAAUAGCAUGUUGCUGGAUGAAGACUUGAGUCUUAUAAUAUUUUCAUAGUAGAAUCUCCAGUUGCCACUAACCAUUUAGACUAAUUCAAAAGCAAUCUCUUGAGUUAUGCAGUGCAAGGCAAAAGGUGACUGUAGAACUGUACCCCCAUGUGAGUACACACCUUCAGAUAAGGGGUAAAAAUUAUUAGACAGGAAGAAUACAUAUUGCUCCACUUUCCAAUGAUUGGGGAAGCAAUUAAUAUUUAAAAUAAUUCUCUCUUACUGUGGAUUUUACAAUGACCUGGAAAUGCUGCGUGACAUCAGGCUGACCUGUCAAACAGAUUGUAACCUUAUUGUCUAUGCUGUAUAUUGCACAAUAUGCACUCACUCUAUAUGUACAUAAAACAGUUGUAGUACUUAGAUUUGCUUGUGAAUAUCCCACCCUGUCAAUCAGCCAGAGUUCCUGUGCAGCAGCAGGCAUUCUAUGCACUUAUUCUCUGGAAGCAAGUAACAUUGUUUCAUACUCAGGAAACCGCAUUCCCUUCAGGUUUUAAAGAAAUAGAAAUGUUUAGAGAUCUCUGUUUUGACCUUUGUGGUAUAUUCGCUUAUAUCGAGUACUGUGCUGAAUUUAGACUCGGGGAGUUGAAAAUAUACAAAUAGGUACCCUAGUGAUUUGAAUUUUAGUAACUUGCAAAAGACAAUCCUUCCUAGCCAGUGUCUAACUGGCUGAUGCUUACAUGGGUGUCCUGCACUUGCUCUAAACUUUAUUUUUGAAAUCAAUUACAAAUGAUAGAUGCAAUGAUUCUUACUGCCUUAAAUAUUGAAAAGGGAAAUUUGAAAUUAAAAUUGAAUAGAAUGUAUGAAUGACAUCAAGAAAUUGCAUUUACUUGAGUAAAUAAACAAACAGCACUUAUCAACAAAUAGGCAAAUUUUUAAGCAUUAUUGGGAUAAAAAUGAUUCCAGAGUGUGUGAUGACAACCCUGGGAAGAUGAUUCAUAACUGGGUGAAAACAGUUACUGGUAUAUACUUCAUAAUGGAUCUCUAUAUCAUUCAUGUAAAAGUAUACCAUGGGCAAGAAGCAGCUUUUGAACCUAUGCAAGCUGACAGUUAGGAAAAAUGACUGCUUUAUUUCUAUUGGAGCAUGUUUUAGGAUAACCUCUGGAGGCUGUAUUAUAAUGGACAUUGACUAGAAAUUCAAUCACGUAAUGAAAAGAGUUUUUCCUCUAGAAUGAAAUGCAGUAGCAACCAUUUCUAGAUCAUUUGCAGGAAUUCAAUCGAGCAUAUCCAGUUCUGAAUCAUCCUUGCAUCUCUGACGUGAUUUUUUCCAUUAUAGUCAUGCACAAGAUCCACGUGCAGCCCUCAAAUGGCUUUAACCACUCUAGCCAUAAUUCCCCCAACUCCCAAACUGCACUAAUUCCUUCCCCUCUACCCUAUCCCUAUCUAUACCAAGACUGCAAUCCACCCAAUCACCUACUCUCCCUCCAAACCUCCCCAAGUGUCCUGACCACCCCUUCGAUCUUUUUCCUCACUGACCACCGCUGCAGCUCUCAACCACUAGUCACCAUUGUUGGUGCCCCACUGCUGGAUUCACAUGAAUUUUUAGGCUAUAGGUAACCUAAUUCCAGCACAAGAUGACGAGACCUGUGUGAACCAUUCAAAAGUAGCUGAGAAUACAUGGUUAUUUUUUCAUCCAGCAUGCUUUAUACUUGGAAACUGACAUUCUGGGUUGGGAGAAAUAAAUUUACCAAAUAAAAAUAAGGAAAGUAAAUUUAUAUUUUGUAAAAUGUAUAGUUUUAUCUUAUACAAAAAGAAAAGUAUAUUUUCUAGAAGGUUGUUAUUAUUGGGUAAAAUAAGAGAGUUUUACUUUAAGAGCAGAGCUUUUUAUCCCCUCCUCCAAAAGUAACAGAGCCUCUGUUUAUGAGCUCUGUUCUGUAGGUGUAAAAAUGUGUAAUGUUAUUUCUGAUUUAGAAGAUAUUUGUUCAAUGUAUAUGUAAAUAGUAUCCUGCUGCAUUGUUCAUGGCUUGCUUGACUACAAAGUUCAUAGUUUAUGCUGAUGAUGGGCAAAUCUGCAAUUGAAUUGUAAUGAAGUGGUGCUUUUUCUUUAAUGUCCUGGUCACAUGUAGAUACAUCUGUUCCUAAUGAACUAACAAUAAUCCUUCCACAUCCCUCUCCCAAAUAUUACACAACUGUAUCUUUAUUUUUUAAAACGUAAGAGAAUUUAUAUUCUAUUAAGCCAGGAACUGCACAAGUUGUUUUCAUAACUUGGCAGAGUAGGAAUUUUUUAAAUGACUCAUUUGCCUAUUGCUACAUAGAUCUUCUUCUGCUAAAGUUAUUUUUAUAAUGUUAAUCCUUUGGGGGAUGUCUGUAUUGCUUCAUUCCACAUCUUCUUACCACACAACAAUACAGCCCAGCUCAAUGAGAUUUAGAGAAAUCAUAUUAAGUGCAUUCAUAUUAAAGUGAAGAAUGUCACAUAUGAUUCCCUAUUUAAAUUGAUAGCAUGAGACUUAUUCAAAGUAAUAAAAGGUGAAUUUAAGAUUUUGAUCAGAGUAUUUAACAUGGGGAUUCCUGGAGGGCUAUAAUUCUGAAAUCAUUUAAGAAACAGUUGCAAUCUGCAUUGGGGAAUAACUUUGAGUCUUUUUACAUAAAUGAUUUUAAAAGGGUCAAAUGACAUUCCCUGUCUCUCGGUAUCUUGUGAUAUUACAUAAAGCUGCAGAAUCUUUUCCAAUGUAGCAGUUACUGUUAUUUCUUCCUUGCAUUGGCUAUCUUUUCCAAAAUUUGAAACAAAUUCUCCAGUCUCACUCAAGGAAUAAUUUACCUCUGGACAAAAUAACCGAUAUUUUAGUAAUUUAAUUUGCCUUGUGCUAACUUUCUAGUUUCCUUAAGUGGGCUUUUACCUCAAGUUACCUCCUACUCUAUAAGAAUGGAAAAAUAUAUCUCAUUUUUAUCUAUCGCCAUAGAAGCCAGAAGUAGAAUUUCAUUUUAUCUAUGUGAAUACUCACAAAGUCCUAAGUUCUGCAUUUUGCACUUAAUAGUGUAGGCAUAUUUUUGGCAUAUUUAAUUCCUCUUGUGUAAAGACCAAGGAAACCAGUAACUUAAGAAUAGGAUUGAUUGUAUGUAUGGUCUCUGCUUGCCAUUAUACAAAGAGGAGCCCAAGUGCCAGCUUAAGGAACAGUUUGGUUGUUUCAUGCUGUUUCCUAUCAUCUGUCAGAUUCACAUUCUGAUGUAAUGUUGAACAUAUAUAAAUUCACUAAACCAUCACAAAUAUUUUGUGAAUUCAGUUUAUUUGCAGUCCAAGGUAAUGCCUUUGACAAUGCCUUGCUCCCAGCUGGUACUUUGGCUAUUUCACAAGAGGGAAUACUUUGUACUUUCUCUGGAACUUUACCGAUCCUUCCCAGUUUACACAGAUACAGCCCGUACAUACGAAAGAACAUUUGGGAGACUGAUGGAAUGGAUUUACCAGCUGCUGUGAGUCUGUAGACAUCUUCUGCAUGUGGGUACUGGCUUUGCAGCUGCAUUUCCAUCCUGCAAACUGUUCGGGUUACGAACAGCUCACAGGAAUGGAAUAGAGAUGACUAGUUUAGUAUAUGAAGAAUGUAGUAACAGGAGAAGAUAGAUUUGUAUUAUCCUUUGAAUGUUAUGGUCCAACCCAUUUAAACCACAUGUUCAGUGACUAAUUACUUUGCCUCCCUUCGUAUCACAAAUAACCAGUGCCAGAAUGCAGGUUCAGGAGUAUUAUGCAAGAGUGUAUAACACAGCCUACUCAUAAUAUAAGAUAUAUUAAUGAUAAAUGACUUCUGCAGAACCUGUUAAACUAGAUUAUACUCAAACUACACUAGAUGGAAGAUGUAGAUCACAUGACACUGAAUAGAUAUUUUGUUCUUUUGGAGCUGGGAUGGUGUUAGGAAGUAUAUUUUUAGCAAUUGCUCGAUCAUCUGCAUUGCUGAUUAUAAGGAAGUUAAUUAUUUGAGCACAAGUUUAAUAAAACAGCACAUAAGUGUUCUGACAAGCUCCAGCUGCAAUCUUAUACACCUUCCUCUUUAAAUAACAUUAAAAACAAAAAAACAGCAAAGCCAGAAGAAUAGAGAAAUGUAUAGUUGCGUCCUUGACUGGGGUCAGUGGAGGGGAUUUUUUUUACCCCAAGCCAUAAGAGUCGCAUAUUCUGUAGGACUCCCAAGAUUUUCAUUGAACUGCAAAGAUAGCUUCUUUGAUAAUUAAGUAAGACAGAGAGCCUCGGCGCACAAUAAUGAAUAUUCUUCUUUCAUAUUAGAUGUUUACCUUUAAUAUUAAGCUCUGCAAAUGUAUCUUGAUUUUUAUUUAAUGACGACUGUGUGCAUAUUUUAGUUAUCGCACCCACUAUGCACUCCAGAAAGGAAGAUUUUAGGACAGUGUUAAAAUGAAAAAGAACCACAGUGCUACCACCUAUCUUGUGUCAAGUGCCUUAAUUUUAAUCAUUUUAUGUGGAACAUGGUGGAUUUCCAUAAAUCAACCUCAUCCAUAUAUUGUUAGAUACUAAACUCACAUUGAACUGUUGGCUCAUGCAUGAACUAAACCUCAGAUUCUUUUCUUGGAGCAUUUGGUCUGCACUAUCUGCCACCUUAACUAUCGUUUAGACUUUGGCCAAGUAAUAUAAUUUUAAUUAUUUCCAGCUCUGCAACUGAUUAAGCUAGUCCAUUAUCUGAGACCUAAUGCUUCAACCAGUACAGUUACAUAUAAAAUAUUUUAUGGCACCUGUAAAGUUGUCUGUGUUCUGGUCUCUUAAGCAAUAUUGCCAAAGCAUGGGUUACCCAAGCGUUUGUUCUGUUGCUCCUUAUUGAACGUCAUUGCUAAAUUUGUCUAUAUGACAACAGUGACUAUAUUUCAAACUUUAAUCAUUGGCAGUGGAGCUGUUUGGGACAUUGUACUGCAUAUUUCAACUGCGUUUAGAAAUCUGCCAACCAGAACUAGUGCUGGUUACAGGGAGAUUGUGGAGAGGGAAAAGGUUAUUAGCUUGGUAGGACCAGGGCAAGUUUGGUGAGAAAAGUAAGAGGCCCAACUUAUUAGGUGUGUGGUUAGGCAGAAAGAUCAGAACUGGGGGAGGUCUACAAGAAAGAUUGCAGUUGGGUGAAGGGAUUGGUGGUAUUUGAGGAGAAUAUAUAAGAAAGAGUAAGGCUGGGAGGGGUAGGAUGGAGUUUGCACCCUGCAUCAUUUUUGUGUGCCUAAAGAGACAUGAGUGAGAUCUUGGGUGGGAGGGGGUGAGUGGGAAUGGUGAGGAGUUCAAUGUGUUGGGAAAAAUGUCCAAAACGAUGCAAAGUAACUUUGGGAUUUACAGGCAUCCCAAUCCAGGACUACAGUGAUAAAGCCUAGUUAUCCUCGAGUGCCAAAUGAUGAUCGUUCCUGGAACAACAUGAUCCAAGUUCCCAUAUGAUGCUCCAGAAAGGGAAUUGCACAAAUAUUCACCCUCUAUGUAGCUGACCUGAAAAUCAAGUUGGGCACACAAAAGUAACUCACACCAGGAAAGAAGGUUCAGUUAAAUUUAUAGUGAUGAAAAAAAAAUUCAGAAACAGUUGAUACCACAAUUUCAUCUGGAUAAAAUUAAUUUUCAAUCGCAUUAUGCUGAAAAAAAUGUCUGCUAAUAAUCUUUUUCUGAUCUUUCAUUCACAUCUUACCGCAGGAUCACUGACUCAUAUGCUGCUCAUACAAUACUCAUUGACUUGAUCUGUUCCUGAACAUCUGAUGUGAACUUCAUUUUGAUUAAUUUGCAAUAGGUGCUCAGUUAUUAAUUUCUUAGAUGUUAAUCAACAUACUAUUAGCUACCAAUGAUUGAUGCUUGCUUCAUGUGACUAUUGCUUUGGAGACAGAUUAAUAGUUCCUAAUCUUAAUUCUGAGUUUGAGUUACAGUAAUUGAGAUGCAUAGAAACAGCCCACUGUGUUUGUGCCUACCAUUAACUACCCAUUUACACUGAUCCUAUUCUAAUCUCAUUUUAUUCUCACGUUCCCCUCAACUACCUACUCCCUCCUCCUAGAUUCUACCACCACCCACAGACUUGGGACAGUUUACAGCAAUCUGUUAACCUACCAACCUGCACAUCUUUGGGAAAUGGGAGGAAACUGGAGCACCCAGGGGAAACCCAUGCAGUCAUUAUGAGAAUGUGCAAACUCAUCAGUCCAGAUGAAGGGUUUCGACCCUAAGUAUCAACUGUCCAUUUCUUUCCAUGGGUACUACCCGAGCUGCUGAGUUCAUCCAGUGUUUUGUGUGUCACAUUUGGUCAUGAAUCAAAUUUCUGGCAGACGGCUCUCCCAGUAGCCACCCAUUUUAAUUCCACUUCCCAUUCCCAUUCUGACGUGUCAGUCCACAGCCCCCUCUACUGUUGCAAUGAGGCCACACUCAGGUUGGGGGAGCAACACCUUAUAUUCCGUCAGGGUAGGCUCUAACCUGAUGGCGUGAACAUUGAUUUCUCGAACUUCCUGUAAUGGCUCUCCCCCCUCUCCUCCACCAUUCCCCAUCCCCUUUUACAUCUCUCAACUUAUCUAAAUACCUGCCAAUCACCUCCCUCUGGUGCUCCUCCCUUUUGUUUCUUCCAUAGAUUCCCCCUUCUCCAGCCCUGUAUCUCUUUCACCAAUCAACUUCCCAGCUCUUUACUUCACCCCUCCCUCCUGGUUUCCCUAUCACCUUGUGUUUCUUCCUCCCCUCCCUUCUAACUCUGUUUCCUUGUCUUUUUUUCUCCAUCCUGCCAAAGGGUCUUGGCCCAAAACGUCGCCUGUACUCUUUUCCAUAGAUGCUGCCUGGCCGGCUGAAUUCCUCCAGCAUUUUGUGUGUUUUGCCAGAAGAAAUUAAUCACUGUGAUUCUGUAGUGUACUUUUCACCAUUCAGCAUUCUUAGCCUAAUCAGGUUGGAAUUGCACUGUUUUCAGAGCAGGACCCAGCCAAACAUUAGGAAUUUGACUUAGGAGGGGUUUCUUUGCUUUCUCUUCUUCAUAUCACUCGAUAUAUUCACAACUUGACUCAACACUUGUCACACCCUCCCCUCCUUCCACCAUCCACCACUUCGCCCCAACCAGCCGCCAAUUGUGGACCCAGACCCUAAUGUGACAUCUAAGCCUACUUAACUUACCAAUCACAAGUCCUUCACAUUCCACCCACCCCACUGCUGCCUAUUUACUGAAACUUGAAUACUGCAAAGUUUCAUCAAAUUGGCUUUAAGCUGUCAGAAGGCUUGAGUUACCAAAAGCUCUAGAAUCCUUCUGCCUCAUACAAAAUAUAGUAGUGAAUUACAAAUGCAGAUGAUUGGGAUAUCACCCUUUGGAAUGUGGGACAGUUAGAAGAUACUGUGUGAAAUUAUUAACAGAAAUUGAAAUAUUAAAUUGAUACGUAUCUUACAGCAUUUACAGCAUUCACUCAGUUUUCCUUGCAGUUUGUUCUAAUAGUGAUGGCACACAGAUGUCUCCAUCUUUACGUUUAUUCACAAUAUAAUCUGAUAGAAGAUCAUCUGUCACUCACUCCCUCAAAGUUCCUUUCAGGCUACAUGUUUGAGUUUAAAUAUAUUUAUUCUUGGCACUAUAUGUGAAUAAAUUGCCAUAGUUGAUCAAAAUCACAUAUGUUUUGAGGCAUUGUUAUAGAUUAAAGUUUGUGGAAAUAGAAUUUGUUCCAUCGGCACCUACUCCCCUGCAAAAGAAACAGCCAUUAAUACAAUGUAAGAACAAAGAUGAUUAUCAACCUGGAAGAAAACUCUUGGAUAACAUCUAUAUAUUUUUUUAAAAUGCUGUAAAGCAUUUGUAUCAUCGAGAUGUUGUGACAAUACACUUUAUAUAAGAAAUUAAAAUAAUCUGUAGUAAUCUGCAUAAAGUUAAUUGACUUAAUAUUACUCAAUAUUCUAAAAUAAUUGACAAUAUAUUAACACAAUUCCCAUUGGUCAUCCUGUUUUGACUUCAUAGAAUUCUUUGAUUUCACGUACAUUUUGAGUAAGUUGACAAUUAGAUCCAGCAAUUAGACAUUCAGUUUAUUAAUAAGUGAAAUAAAUAACCUCGAAAUUAAAUGCUUGAAGAAAUGAAUAUAGUUAAUUUAACUUGACUGAAUAGUCGUCUGGGAAAAUAAGGGUGGAUUUCGCUGAAAGUGACUUUUGGCGAUGAAGUUCUAUUUACUACUGUCAACUGUUAAUAUAAGUCGGGGUAAGGGUGCUGCUGGUAAAGUGCAAUGUAUAAGAUAUAAUUUGUAGAAUUUUAUAUUAGGAUAUUUGUGUCUGUUACAUGCUGUUUUAACGGAAUUAUUACUCCUAUCACAAUGUUGCCUUAAUGAAAUAAAGUAACUUUUAAAUAUAGACUUAGGAAGCAAUUCUGCAAAGAGAUUGAGAUGGGAUGGGAAUCUUCAGAUGUUUAAGGAAUAUCAAAAUUGACUAGUUAAGUAUAUCUUUUAAAAUAUUCCUCAUUCUUUUCAUACCCCUGUUCCAUGGGACCUGUUUUUUGUUUUUUUUUAAAGCUAUAUGUAUAGUCAGAGAGAUCUUGGACUGAAUCAGGUCAAAUGAUUGUGUUUCCAUUCCUUCCUAUGAUUGUAUAUGGUGCAUGUAAAUUAAUUAAGAAUCUUGGACUCCAACAUGGACCUGAGCUAACAUUGAAAAAGAAUAAGAUAUUCUCUGUACUUGAUACUGAAUUCUCACUUGAUUGAAAUUAAUGAUGCUUAGUAAAUGUUCUGUUUUUAUAUCCAUUCAAGGGAUGUGGAGUUUGAAGGCUGAGCCAACGUUUAAUUGCCCAUCCCUAGCUGCCCUUGAGAAGGCAGCAGUGAGCUGCCUUGUUGAACUACUGCAGUUGUCGAGGUGUGGGUAUACCCCUCGAUACUGUUAGGAAGAAAGUUACCAGCAACAGUGAAGGAAUGGCGAUUAAUUUGCCUGUAAGAAUUACAGUGCAGAUUUGUAUUGAAUUAAUCUAAAAUUUCCAGUCUGUUGAUGGUAACAUUAAAAUAUGCACUAGAGAAAAUAGUUGUAAUGUUACACAGUGUGAAGUUCUGGUUGAAACAGCCUCUAUUUCUCCUGAAGCCAGCUUGCUCUUUCCUCAAGCACAUAUCAACAGCAUUUGUAAUCCAUUGGGCAAUGACUUUGGCGAGUAUCUUGCUGGGCACUGACAAAAGUGUGAUGCCAUGCCAGUUGUUGCGAUCACUUAGUGCUCCUUUCUUGAGGAUCCUAACAAUGACCCUCUUUGUCCAGUCCUUAGGUACUUGUCUCCAUUCCCUGAUGUGGUUGCAGGAUGGCUGCUGCAACUUUUGGUUCAGCUUUGAACAAUUUGGCUCUCAAAUUGCCAUGUCCUGGAGCUUUGCUGUUCUUUAAUGAUUUAAUUACAGCAACAAUCUCUUAUUUCUUGGGUGGAUCUGUGUUGAUGUUGAGGCCCUCUGUUGCCUCUUGUAUGUUAGGUUCUUCCUCUGGUGGUGGUCUAUUCAGUAAUUCUCUGAAAUACUCUGUAAAUCGUGCUUCUUGCUCUUUCUCAGUUGUCAAAAGCAGACCGUUCUUGCCUCACACGGGACCACAAAGAUCUGGCCUGGAACUUUCCACGUACCAGUUUUGAAAUCUUGUAUAUAUUUACCUGGUCACCUUGAUUGGUUGCUUCUUUGGCCUGCAGUGAAGUGAUUCUUCCAUGUAGACUCUCUUAUCCUUUCUUACAAGUCUCUUCACUUUUUUGUUAGCUAGUUGAAGUUUCACCUUAAGUCUUAUUGACUUUGCAUCUAGCACUUUCUUAAUUUUCCGUCUUCCUUCUAAGGCUGCCCAUGUUUCCUGCUGCAUCUUUUCUUUGUUCUUCUUUCCAGCUCUGUAUCCUAGACAAGCCUUGCUGCUGCUCUCCUUGAAGACUGAAGCAGUCCAUUUCCACAUUGUGUCAAUCCUGUCUACUGACACAUCCUCCUCAAGGUCUUGCAAGGCCUGGAAUCUGUUCUUAAGCUGAAUGGUGAAGGCAGAUCUUACACUUGUGGCCUUGAGUGUCUUAACUUCAAAACGUCGUUGUACAUGUGUUCUGGUCCCAGUGCAUCAGUUUGAGUUUCAUCCUUGCUACAACAAGGUGGAGAUCACUUCCUGUUUCUGCCCCUCUCUUCAUCUUUAGAUCCUGCAAGGAUUGUCACCACAUAGUAUUGAUCAUCAAAUGGUCAAUCUGGUUCUUGUCACAUCCAUUGGGUGAGCACCAUGUCAGUUUGUGGAUUUCACGGUGUGGAAAGAGGGUCCCUCCUAUUACCGGAUAAAUACCAGUAGGUGUAAUGGGCAGUAAGAGAAAAUGUUUAGACAUAAUUAUUUUGUGUAGAAAAUGAAAGCAACAACAUACAUACCCAUUCACUGCUAUCAGUGGCAAUCCGAGAAGUUUGUGUUUGAAGUCAGUGUUUUGCAUGCUUUUAAAAAUUGGGAAUGGGGUUAACAAAUAUCACAAACAAAUGAUUAUACAUGGGAGAGAAGCUGAAGUAAGAUUUGAUGUCUUACUCAUUCAUAGAAAUAGAAUUCAAAGAUCAUUGCCUACACUAGAUUUUUUUUUACUUCAAAACCACUCAGUCCAUAUUUUUAUAGAGUGGUUGGAAUCUGUAGUAUACUACCUGAAGGAGUGGUGGAGACAGAUAUUUUCACAACAGUAAGACAUAUUUGGACAAGAUAUUGAAGUCUAUGGACAAUAGGAUUAAUAUAGAUAGGUGUAAUAGCUGGUGUGGAUAUGUAGGGCCGAAUGGCCUCUUUCUAUGCUGUACAGCUCUGUGAUUCUGUAUUUCAAAUUAUUUGCAUAUUUCCUUAAUUGUUUUACUUUGCUGAAAAUUAAUUUUAAUUUGUUAGGAAUCUUGAUAAAAAUGUGAAUUUCUGUUCUAGUGGGUUGGUAGUUCAAAUCACUCAAUCAGCAUUGAGAUUGAGGGAAUUAUUCUUGGUAGCCCUACUAAUGAACUUCUUAAUAAGCUACCAACUAAUGAAAGAUACAUCAGGAAACAUUAUGCAAAUCAUAUAGGUAGGUUCCAAUUAGUGCGAGAAGUUGCUUGAGAAACUAUGAUUUCUGGGAAACAAAAACACCAGUCUGAAAGCUUUUACACAUAUCUAGUAUCAGUACAAAUUGUGUUGCUUUUAUAAGGAAAAGAAAUGGACAGACAGAAAAAAGCAGCAGCACACUCUUAACCACUGCAGGCCUCAUCAAAUCACAUGCGAGUGUCAGGGAAAUGUGUGGUCAUCAUGUUCUGCAGAAUUUGAUUGUCCUGCUGAGAACUGAAAAUUGUGUACAAUCUCUACGCUCCAUGAGGAGAGAGGUUGGCCCUAUCCAACAUAAGAAUAUUAAAGGGCUGCUCUUAUGUAAUAGAUGGAAUAAGAAGAUGGAUGUACCAAUAACCUACCUCACACAUAAUGUGAAGGAAUUGGAUAUCUGCAUAUGUCAGCACUACCCAUUGUAUACUGUUUGUAAAUACACUGACAAGCCAUUAUUAACUACUUCAACUUGCAUAGGAGCAUUUAGGUAUGCACCAAAAGAGUAUGUGUGCUUUAUCUUAGAUCGGAUUAUUGACACUUCAGCUGCCAUGCUAAGGAAUGUUUUGGCAGCUAAUGAGGCCUGCACAAAUCGUGCAAGAUGAAUGUUUAAAAUCCAGCUCCUGAAACUCAUCCAACCUUGGAACAACAUGAUUCAAUAUUGUCGCUGACAAAUAACUGUUCCUUGUGGGUGAUUUUUUUAAAAUAUCUCUGUCCGAGCAUAGCCAUUGAAUCCAUGGAUCUUAUGUUCAAUCUAUGGUUCACAGAACCUAUCGAACUCAUCUAUUACUACAGGUGUUAACUUCAGCUACCUCUGGGUAUUUCCAAACCACACAAUAAUAGAUUUUUUUAAUGUCACCUACCCCUUCAUGGAUUGAUUGUCAUUCUUUGUCUUGGCUCUCUUUAGUUACUGACAGUUGUCAAGUAUUUUUGCAGAGGAGCAAACUGCACAACUGACCUUUUAGAGCCUCAAUUACACCAUUCUCUAACUCCCAGUUGUCUUUGGCUUUUUAUGUUUCCUGUUAUUCUGUCAAUUGUUAAGGAUGUCAUACUCCAUUAUGAGUUUGCACUUUUAAGGAUAAGGAAAAGUAUAAUAGUUAAAGAGUAUGAUUCAGUGGAAUGUUCUUUGUAAAAAGAAUCAGUAGGCUAUAGCAUCUUCAACUUGGCCCUAAAUUCCCUAAAGUUCAAGUUGGAGACUGAAAACAAUCAGUAGGGUAUGAUGUUGAAGAUUCCCUGCCUCCUAAAAUUAUAUUGAGAAUAUUCAUUUAAGGUAAUCCAAGUUUACAGGAUUUCAUAAAAUGUGAUUCCAGUACUUGAUAACUUAAACAUUUGGAAAGGAUGCGUGGUGUUUGAAUCAAAUUCAAAAUCUCCAGUUCUCUCUAGCCUCUAAGAUGUUAAACAGUACCUCAGCAUCGAGUUUAAAUCCCUUGCGGUCAUUUAUAUUGAAGGAGAGGCCACAGCAUCAAAAAUGGAAGAAUGGUCAGGGACAAUCCUCAACCCUGAUGGUUUAUUGGAUAAAUAAUUCUAUUGUACUGAGCCAAAUAGACCAGGUAUAAUCCUUGGUCUCUGUUGAAGUAGCUGCUCUUAUCAGGAUUAAUUGUGACAUCACUUCAAUUGACUGCUUAGAGGGACAAGAAAUGAGUCAGAUUUCUAGUUUGUGUGUGUGUGAGAGAGAGAGAGAGAGAUUCAUGUGUGUUAAGUAUAGUCUGCCAUGACCCACUGUUGAAUAGUCUACUGACACUGCAAACUUGUACCAAACUCCAUUACAAGUUAGCACUUUUAGGAAGGGUAGGGGAAGGUGGUAAUUGUUUAGGAAAAAUAUUAGACAGAAUGUUCUGAAUACUAAGAAUUGACGAGCUAUAGCACCCUAUUGAUUUCAAAGAGUGAGUUUGACUUUAGCUUAAAUUUAUAACUGCAAAUGUUGGAGAUUUUUAAAUUCAAAUGUACUCCUCCUUUUCUGCAAAUACAACUAAAUUAAAAAUAUUAUUUAUAGUUUUCAAUGUUAGAAUCCUCUUGUUUUUCUAUAUUAUUUAGAAAAGAAUCAAAAUAGUAGAUGCUGGAAAUCUGAUGUAAAAACAGAAAGUGCUGAAAAAAGAUCAGUUGAAAAUCUGUGGAGAGAGAAUGUUCAAAAGCAAUGACUUUGUUUUCUUGCAUGUUUUCUUCUGCAUUGUCACUUCAACUUGCAAAUGUUAUAGUUGUUUUGUACAGUGUGUGAAGGUUCCCAGCACUCUGCAAUUGAUAUUGUUAUUACUUAUAUCUAUUAAAAAAAAUCUAGUUUUCAAUUGAUUGGUUUCACACUUGAGUCCUUUCUGAUUUGAGCCAAAUUGGUUUUGUUCAUUUUAAAUUGUUUUUACAAAAGUGUCGUUGUAUUUCCUUCAUGUUUUGUUUCACUUUAUUGUAAUUCUUUAUAAAGAAUUAUUGUACAGAGAAUGUAAUUUGAAACUCU
Messenger RNA from Mobula hypostoma (lesser devil ray), 18685 nucleotides. Its product is annotated as vitamin D3 receptor-like. The record is from RefSeq and is a predicted model, not a curated record. Lineage: Eukaryota; Metazoa; Chordata; Chondrichthyes; Myliobatiformes; Myliobatidae. The transcript is spliced from 10 exons. The coding region runs from base 2688 to 3986 and encodes 432 amino acids. Gene Ontology annotation, cellular component: nucleus. Gene Ontology annotation, molecular function: vitamin D response element binding; zinc ion binding; nuclear receptor activity. Gene Ontology annotation, biological process: cell differentiation; negative regulation of transcription by RNA polymerase II; positive regulation of transcription by RNA polymerase II.